Molecule: messenger RNA, 1679 nt
Organism: Coniophora puteana RWD-64-598 SS2
Lineage: Eukaryota; Fungi; Basidiomycota; Agaricomycetes; Boletales; Coniophoraceae
Exons: 5
Coding region: 153-1538 (461 amino acids)
Biological process (GO): late endosome to vacuole transport via multivesicular body sorting pathway; vesicle budding from membrane
Cellular component (GO): multivesicular body; ESCRT III complex
Source: RefSeq, a predicted model, not a curated record
GUACUGCUAGUACUGUUCUUUGUUUCGACACGCUGGUCACUGGUGGGAAAGUGCUCGUCCCGGAUCAGGCCUCAGGAGUUGUCAUUUCACGGUCUUGAAUCUUUUGCAAACAUUGAUCCUGGGCCUGCCUCACGUCCUGCAACGUUGCAAACAUGACGAACACCUCAGCCCUCACAGCCUUGCCACCCUAUGCAUCAAUAUCUAAGAGUCGCUUGUCAUCUCUCUAUUCUGACGUAUCUCGUCAGAAACGUUCCAACCCAUCUUCAUACGGAGCACACGUCGACUGGUGGCAAAACACACUUGAACUGCUUUCGUCCCAUGGAUGGAUAGAAACAUCGCCAGCUGACAUACACCCAACGGCGUCGUCACAGAGCAGCAAACUCAUCUUGACAGUCCAGAGGUCACUCGUCGACAAAUUGAGAGUGGAAGGAAUAGGAAAGCCAUUGGGCCUUGGCUCUACUAUAGUUGAGCUUUGCCGACAGAAGGCGCUUAUCCCUUGUUCACACUUUCUGACCUCCCAACAGUCUAUAUACGACGCGGGGUGGCUUCCAUGGCGGCUUGCGUCUUUCGUGAUCGGAAAGCCGUUAUGGUGGGCUCUUGAACAGCUGGAUAUUGUGCGCUCAGAAGACUCCUACUCCGAGGCUGAAGUUUGGAAGAGGAUAGAGGGCGACUACGUGCUACUUCACCUGGCUGAAGAAGUUGCCGAUGCUGUUCUACAACUCCAGAAGUCUCGAGAGGCUUCUCUUGGAGACAGGCUAUAUACUACUGAAUCAUUCCGGACACAGUUUGCAUCAAGAGCCUUGCCUGGCGUACAGCUUAGCGAUCAAGAUAUUCGCGUGCUCUUACGCUUCCUGGAACGCGAACGUCGACAGGUCGUGGUGGACAACGACCUUGUCAAGUUCCUUUCAGCAGGCGAAAAGGCUACUAUAUCACCGGUGGACAAAGGAAUAUUGGAACUCAAGGCAGCUGUUGGACGUUUGCAUGCACAAGUUGAUAGUAUUCAAGUGCAAGUUGAUGGGGCUGCUGAGAAAGCUUCAGCUGCUCUCCGUCUCCAGCGUAAACCUUUCGCACUUGCGCAAUUAAAGCAUAAGAAACAUCUCCACGAUCUGUUGUUGAAGCGAUUAGGGGCCCUUGAAAACCUAGAGUCGACACUCGUGCGUGUUGAAGGAGCUGCGGGUGACAUAGAGAUCAUGAAACUGUACGAGUCAUCCACGAAGACGCUUCAAGAGAUCUUAAGCCAUCCUUCUCUCGAACGGGAAAAGAUUGAUGAGACGAUGGAUGCCCUUGCUGCUUCGAACGCAGAAGCACGAGAAGUGGAUGAUGCCAUCCGAAUGGGAGAAGACAUAGUUACAGAGGGUUACGACAUAGCGGACGCUGAUAUCGAAGCCGAGCUCAACGCGCUGGUGAAAGACGCGGAGCACGAGAGGGAGAUUGAAAGGGAAAAGACGGUCCUGCAGGCACUGGAACGAGGUGUACCUACUGCCCCUCCGGAAUCGGCCAAAGAAAUCAAGGUUCGAGCAGUGGCAGUGCCUUACUGAGUACCUGAUUCGGCGAUGACACAAGUAUAUGGGUUGUUGUUGUUACACUAGAGUAUUAAUACGAGCAAUUGCAAGUAACUUAAACAGAUAUCGCAUUCACGCUCGUACCCGCACAUGACCCCUCUGCGGCUGAGACAUCCA